Messenger RNA from Mya arenaria, 2334 nucleotides. Its product is annotated as neuronal acetylcholine receptor subunit beta-3-like. Gene Ontology annotation, biological process: monoatomic ion transmembrane transport; signal transduction; nervous system process. Gene Ontology annotation, cellular component: synapse; neuron projection; membrane. The coding region runs from base 367 to 1671 and encodes 434 amino acids. Lineage: Eukaryota; Metazoa; Mollusca; Bivalvia; Myida; Myidae. The record is from RefSeq and is a predicted model, not a curated record. Gene Ontology annotation, molecular function: transmembrane signaling receptor activity; extracellular ligand-gated monoatomic ion channel activity; neurotransmitter receptor activity. The transcript has 9 exons.
GUUUUUAGAAUUCAAAUAAUAGAAUGUGUGUCAUUUCUUCAUCUAAGCUAUUGUCCAAAUAAUAUAAAGUGGUAAUAGAGUAUGAACUCAUCAAACAAACGUCUUACAGUUUCUAAACAGUGAGGAUUUUUCAUCAGUGGAACCCAUGCAUUUCUAGAAACGUCUAUUCAUAAACUCACAUUCAUCUCUUGUUUCAUUUAAUGAUAAAAAUUGAUUGAACACGCACGGGGAUAGCCGACUGUCCAAACAGCAUUAAUGGAAGUAUUAAUGACAUGCAUUAGCCGUUCUAUAAUUAAGUUUAAAUUAUUAGCGAACCAGUUCAAAUAUUAACUGAUUCUGUUAGCACUGGAUUAAUCUAAACACGAGAUGGAUAAUUUGUUGGCAGGCUUCUUAUUAGUUUCAGUAUUAAUAACAGUCUCACAAACGUAUGACACAUCAAAUGCAAGUGCUCUGGAGACAUUCUUAAAAAGUAGCUACCACAAAAAUGUUCGACCCAGUGAAACAACAAAAGUCGAUCUUGGUGCUGGACUGUUCCACAUCACUUCGUUGGACAUAGUAUCUCAACAAAUGUUCCUAGCUGGUUACAUAUACUGCAGUUGGACUGAUGAUCGCCUUAAAUGGACGGCUUCUGAUUAUGGUGGCCUGUCGGUGACACAAAUGAAGAUGUCGGACGUAUGGGUUCCACCUUUAGUACUUAACAACGCAGCUAAUGGCAUAGAACUCAUUAGCGACUAUGAUGGUAUGGCUGGAUCCUAUGUGACUGUGAGUGCAGGGAUAGUCUUGUGGGUAACAGCGGCAAAUAUUGUGUCCCAGUGUACCGUCGACAUCACGUAUUACCCCUUUGACCAGCAACGAUGCUUCAUGAUAUUCACGAGUUGGUCCUAUUCUGCAGCCGAGGUAUCUCUGUUUACGACUUCAACAUCUUUGCUACUUGACCUUUACGAAGAAAAUGGUGAAUGGGACCUAGUUACUGCAGGGCUUGAAAAUUACACAAGAACUGUUGGUGAAACCCCUCUUCCGGGUGUAAGGUUUUCGCUACUGUUGCGCCGGAAGUAUUCAUACUAUAUGAUGAACAUGAUACUUCCUGUCAUUAUUCUAGCAGUUGUCGGUGCUUUCGUGUUUGUACUUCCGAUUGAAAGUGGAGAGAAGAUUGGAUUCGCUCUAACCAUCUUGCUCUCUAUGUCCGUUGUUAUGACAACUGUUUCAGACAAUAUUCCCCCAAUCUCGACACAGACAUGCCAACUUAGUGUAUACACUUUGGUCGUCUUCAUCAUCUGUUCCGUCGAGACGUUGUGUACAGUGUUGUCCUGUCAAGUUCACUCCUAUCACGCCAAGGGAUACAUCCCGGGGUCCAGAUUGCAGAAACUCAUCUUAACCGUGGCAAAAAUCUCCUGUUAUGGACGCCCUCGAAGUGGCGCAGAUGACACAAGAUCUAACACAAAAUCUCUCUCUGAAAAGAAAUAUACAAAAGAAGAUCUCGGCGAAAAGAAGAAGGCUUGGGAAGGUAACGAUGGCAAUUAUGACGUCAAAGGAGAAAAUAUUGCAUAUACUUACGAGGAAUGCGCAUUCAUCUUCGACAGAGUGAACUUCUUCGUAUUUCUAAUAGUUCAGACAGCUACAACCACGGCAUUCUUCAUUGCUCUCCAAAUGGGAGGUGCAAACCAAUUUUGAAAAUGCUCUCCAAUUGGCGGAUUAUUCAGUCUUUGUCAGCUAAAAUAUCGGGUGACCAUUGUAGCAGUCUUGUAAUGACAAAGAUUCAAGUGUUGUUGGGAAACUUUUUUUGAGAUUUUCAUUCCGAACGCGCUGAGCUUGUUUAACUUUAAUAUUUGUGAAAAUGUACAAACAAAUAAUUAUAUACGCCAUUUCAAAAUGCAGUGAGCUGUGCAUGCUAACUAACCAAAUUGAUGAUAGCCAUUGUCAGUUGUUGAAGUUAACAUUUGUCACUGUUAUCGCAUCAUUCCAUUUUGUAACUUUUCAUGUUAUAGGUUUGAUAUACAUUCUGUUCAUUUGAACAAUUGAAAUAAUGGUAUGAUAUGAUAAAAUCAUGUUACUUUUAUCUUAUAAUAAGUUUUGUAGCAAAAUGCUGUAAUCGAAAAUAUGUUGUUCAUAAAUGUACGUAUAUUUAUUAUACGUAAAAACAACAUAUUUAUAUAUAAAACGCCACAUAUUCGAAAUGUAGUUCAAUAUAUUCCAAAGAAGUUGAUCUUUAACAUGUCUUAGCUUCUGAUCAAAUUUUAACGGCAGCGUGACAUAAAUAGUUGGACAAACAUACAGACUAGUAAAGCCCCCAGUAGACAUGUGUUCCAGUGAACUCGUUUUUAACUGACCAUUCCG